UUUCAUUUCCGUGGGGGAAAUGUGGGCUGCUGGCGCCGUGAAAGUUAGCGGUUGCUUGGCUGCCUUUUCCGUCACUUUGAGACGGUGCUUGAAAUUGGGAGCGGCAAUGGCAAAGAGCAAGUUCGAGUACGUGCGGGACUUCGAGGCUGACGACACAUGCCUUGCCCACUGCUGGGUGGUGGUGCGGCUGGACGGCAGGAAUUUCCAUCGGUUUGCUGAGAAGCACAACUUUGCAAAACCUAAUGACAGCCGUGCUCUCCAUCUAAUGACUAAAUGUGCCCAAACCGUAAUGGAAGAACUGGAGGAUAUUGUGAUUGCAUAUGGGCAGAGUGAUGAGUACAGCUUUGUGUUCAAGCGGAAAAGUAAUUGGUUUAAAAGAAGAGCCAGGCUUUGAUGGAAGAGUCGUGGUGUAUCCUAGCAACCAGACCUUAAAGGACUAUCUCAGCUGGCGGCAAGCAGAUUGUCACAUCAAUAAUCUUUAUAAUACAGUUUUCUGGGCACUUGUACAGCAGUCUGGAUUAACACCAAUACAAGCCCAAGAGAGAUUACAGGGAACUCUUACAGCAGACAAGAAUGAGAUUUUAUUUUCUGAAUUCAACAUCAACUACAAUAAUGAGCCACUGAUGUAUAGGAAGGGAACUGUGUUGAUAUGGCAGAAGGUGGAUGAAGUCACGACAAAAGAAGUUAGGCUGCCAGCAGAAAUGGAAGGAAGAAAGAUGGUGGUGACCCGGACCAGGACUAAGGCGGUGCCCUUACACUGCGAUGUCAUUGGGGAUGCUUUCUGGAAGGAACAUCCAGAAAUCCUACAUGAAGACAGCUGACCCUUUGCUUUUCAUUACUGGUGUGCUUGACCAUGCAGGGUCCCCCAAGUCUCCUGGCCUUAGGUGGCCCUAGCAUCUGUGCCAUGCAGAACAGUGUCCUGGGAGUGACAUGGCUCUGGUUGGGAGGGGAACAGAGAAAGAAGGGAUGAAUGUGGGUGGUGUAUCUUGUUCUGCUUUAAGUGGAACACCUAUUUUUCGGUGUUGAAACAUGGUUCCUUUGGUAGAAGUACAGUUUUUUAAAAAUCGUGGUACUAUUUUUAUAAAGCAAGAACUAUUUUAUGCCUUGCAAAAUGAAUCAUUUUUAGAUUGUGGCGUAAGCCUUAUAAAAACUUGUCAAGCUCUUUUCACCUAUGAUAGAAGAUGAGCCCAAACUUUACUCUCACCCACUUAUUCUUUUUUUUUUUUUUUAACAUCUUUAUUGGGGUAUAAUUGCUUUACAAUGGUGUGUUAGUUUCUGCUUUAUAACAAAGUGAAUCAGUCAUACAUA
Aethalodelphis obliquidens (Pacific white-sided dolphin) is the source of this 1308-nucleotide messenger RNA. It is a transcript of the gene THG1L, whose product is annotated as tRNA-histidine guanylyltransferase 1 like. Bases 321 to 821 code for a protein of 166 amino acids. Gene Ontology annotation, molecular function: tRNA guanylyltransferase activity; magnesium ion binding. Gene Ontology annotation, biological process: tRNA modification. The transcript is spliced from 6 exons. The record is from RefSeq and is a predicted model, not a curated record. NCBI's taxonomy places the organism in Eukaryota, Metazoa, Chordata, Mammalia, Artiodactyla, Delphinidae.